Molecule: messenger RNA, 5338 nt
Organism: Bombus pyrosoma
Lineage: Eukaryota; Metazoa; Arthropoda; Insecta; Hymenoptera; Apidae
Gene: CenB1A
Product: arf-GAP with coiled-coil, ANK repeat and PH domain-containing protein 2
Exons: 11
Coding region: 90-2897 (935 amino acids)
Cellular component (GO): cytoplasm
Molecular function (GO): GTPase activator activity; protein binding
Source: RefSeq, a predicted model, not a curated record
UGAUGGGAAAUAGUGAACGGAAAAAUUUCAAGAUUGCAGUUCGUCGGACGAUACUGCGCUUGAAAAUUCCUGGCAACGAAUAGUACAAAAUGAAGCCUUUAAUCGAGUUCGAGGAAUGUUUGCGAGACACGCCAAAGUUUCGAUCCUGCAUCGAGGAAGUAGAGGCAAACGUUGAUCUACUCGAACAAAAAUUAGACAAGGUGUUAAAAAACUGUAGCCAGAUGAUUGACACUGGAAAACUUUUUGUAGGACAACAAAGCCAAUUUGCCAAUAGCCUGUGGGAAUUAUCUCUUUACUUUACUGAUGAUUCAGAGAUAAUGGCCUUACUCAAUAAACUAAUUCAUGCUUUACAAGAAAUGAACAAGUUUCAUACUAUUUUAUUAGAUCAAGCAUCUAGGACAGUGAUUAAAGAUCUUAACUCAUUCAUCAAAAGUGACAUUAAGAGGGUGAAAGAAUCUCGUCAUUACUUUGAAAAAAUCUCUGCAGACUUAGAUAUAGCAUUAAACCGAAAUUCCCAAGUUCCGAAGUCCAGACCAGCAGAGUAUGAAGAAGCUUCAAAUAUUUUAUCAGCUACGAGAUCCUGUUUCCGACAUACAGCUUUGGAUUAUAUUCAUUCUUUAACGAUGAUACAAGCGCGUAAGCGACACGAAAUAUUGGGUACCCUACUUAAUUAUAUGAAUGCGUGUAUUACUUAUUACCAUCAAGGUAGCGAUCUAGCGCAAGAUUUGGAUCCAUUUCUAAAAGAUCUCGGGGAGAACUUAAUUACAAUGAGGGCCGAUUCCGUAAAACUCGAGAAAGAAAUGGAAAAUCGGCAUAUUUACGUUACGAAUAGAGACUUAAUACCUUCUCCAGUACCUAGUAAUCCUAAGAUGGAAGGCUACCUCUUUAAACGUACUAGUAAUGCAUUUAAAACGUGGAACAGAAGGUGGUUUUGUUUAAGAGACCACCAGCUAGUAUAUAGAAAGAGGACUGGUGAUAAUGAUUUCACUAUUAUGGAAGAAGAUCUUCGUCUUUGCACUGUGAAACCAGUAGUUGACUGUGAUAGAAGAAAUUGUUUCGAAGUAUUAAGUCCUACAAAAAGUCACAUAUUACAAGCUGAUAGCGAAGAAGCUUAUUUAGCAUGGGUAACUGCCAUGCAGCAAGCGAUUGGUGCUGCCAUUCAAAGAGGUAUGGGUGCUGGUACUAUAGUUAGUAUACGAGAAUCACAGUCACAAAAUGUUAGAGGAUCGAACAGGCAACAGACAAAACCGAAAUCAAGAGUCUGGGAGCAAAUCCUAAAAAUUGCUGGAAAUGAUACUUGCUGUGAUUGUGGUGGUGCUAAUCCAAGAUGGGCCAGUAUCAAUCUUGGAAUUACACUUUGCAUAGGUAUAAAUCACUUUUUCACGAUAAUGAUAAUUAAAUUUUCUUCAAAACUUUCUUUCAACAAUUUUUUCUUUUCAGAAUGCUCUGGAGUGCAUAGAAGUUUAGGGGUUCAUUAUAGUAAAGUUCGUUCUCUGACGUUAGAUGACUGGGAACCAGAGAUACUAAAAGUAAUGGCAGAGCUUGGAAACACUGUAGUGAAUAAUGUUUAUGAAGCUCUACCAAUACCUUCUAAUAUUAUUAGAGCUACUCCAAAAUGCAAUGGUAAUAUACGUGAAGCUUGGAUAAGAGCGAAAUAUGUAGAGCGUAAAUUUGUGAAGCCUUUAAGCAACAUGAUCUCGUCUGGGCAACACACGAGUCGCGAUAAAAUGCAUUUUCGCAAAUGGAGUGUCCGUAAAUUGCGUCGUCGACCACGGAGUUGCGACAAAAUCGAUAGCGCUAACCGCAACAAAACAACAACGUUAUCAUCUGUAAAAGAGGGUCAUCAUUCGACGAGCUCUGACGACAGCAAAUAUACGUCGAUCGAAAGUUUGAGUUCGGUCGAUAAAGCGAAGAAAACCGAGAGAAAUUCAUUAAGCUCUGACGACAGCACGAAUAUGGAUCUAAAGAAUGACUCUACACUGUAUGGGAAAAUUUUAGCACGGCCACGUAGCGACAUAAAUGAAAGUAAUCCUAAGGCUAUCGAUAGUAAUACGGAAUCGAACAUCGAGAACGAACUUCUUAUUCCUGAAAUCAAGGACAAUACGAUUGCCACGAGCAAUUCAGAGAAUAGCCUGUUGAUAAAAAGCGAAGUGUCCUUAAGCACAGAGGUAUCUGAUGUGAAAGAUACGUUUGAGAAUAAAGACGCGGGGACGGAGAAACAGUGUAAAAUAGAAUCCGACGUGUUAAUGUUCGGAUGCGAUUUACCAAAGCCAACGAUCGAUAAUAGCUUAGAAUUAAGUUCUGACCAAGAUUCGACUGCCGGCGAGGAUGAAGAGUUCACAGACGAGGAGGAUAUCGAGAAUUUGCAUCCUGAAAUGCUUCUUUACAAAGCUGCUGCAGCACACAAUCUUCCUGUGAUGUGCGCAGCUUUGGCAGCUGGUGCUGAUAAGUCAUGGACGAAUGUUAACGACAGAGGAAGAAACGCUCUGCAUCAGGCAAUUAUAAGUGGUUCUGUGAUGUCUUGUGAAUAUCUGAUACUAAAUGGAGCACGUAUUAAUUGUCAAGAUGCUGAUGGAAAAACACCACUGUACUUGGCUACAGAAUUAGGCCAUACUGCCCAAGUAUGUUUGUUACUAAAACAUCGCGCCGAUCAACACAUCGAAGAUGAAAGUGGUGUAAAGCCUCUGUCAAUAGCUGUAAAAGAAGCUAAUGCGGACAUUGUUACGUUAUUGAGACUUGGUCUUCUAAACGAAGAGAUGAAAGACUCGGAGAUCGGAAUCAGCGGCGAUGAAACUUUCAACGACGUCGUUCGCGACUUCAGCCAGCUAGCUUGCUCUCAUCCAGAACGACUGCAACGACGAAAUGAAAGUAGCAAUCCGUCGCAACCGCCUGAAUGAGGUUUAAGAACGUGCAAAGUUUAUUUGCAAAGUCUAAAAAGCAAACUACAACGGAAGGAGAAGAAGGAGUGCGGUACAUCGAAAAUGUCGUCUUUCAGUUCCUUGCAGGGUAAUAAAGUUGAUUAAUGAGUAAUGAAGUAAGUACGAAGAACGUGAUCCGAAGUUUUAUGAUAUAAGCAAUCGAAGACGAGAAACAAAGAUAACAUCGUGGAAGUCGUAUCUUUUUACACUUUGAUCUCUGUGCGACAAAAGUUCAUUGAAAUUUAUUAGCAUUUUGUAUUCCUAUUAAAGAAAAAGAGAAAACAACACAUAGCUAGAGAAAUAUCACAUGUACUGCGCGCGCGAGAGAGAGAGAAAGAGAGAGAAGAAAGAAGAAAAUAUUAUAUUUUGCUUACACAGGAAAUUUACGCUGUCCAAUGAUAAAAUAUUAAGAUGCCGAUCUUUUUGUAUACCUUCCCUCCUGGUUUCCUAUCAAAUAUGCAGAAAGAAAUGUCGCGGUAAUAAUUUGUGCGUGCGCUUUGUAUAUAUUUUAAAGAUGAUCUUACAGAUUUAAACAAAUUUCACAACAGAUAUACCAUAUAGCAUAAAUGCAACCUGGAAUUUGAAAAACUUUUACGAAUACCUAUGGCAAAGUGUAAAUUAUAUUACUAAGUAGAUAUUUGUACAUCGUUUAUGUAAUACGAAAAAUACGUGACAAAGUAGUUUUAAAUUCUACAUGAUAAAAAAGUUAAUGGCUGACGCGUUUUCGAUAUGAUAUGGUCUAGCGAUGGAACAACAAUUUUAUACAUAUAUCUGUUUUUAUAUACUUAACACUACCAGCGAUGUAUGUACGACUGGUAUUAAGAAACUUAUCCUUUUUUCUUUUUUCUUUUUUUUUUUUUUAAUUAAAAGUAGUGAUUUCGAUGCUAUAUAAUUAGUAUCGAUUUAAUUGUGACAUUAUAAAUACAUAGAAUUAUGUAGUUUAUCUAAUAGUUAGAUUUAUAAAAAAUUGUAAACUGCACCUAUUAGAUUACCAAAAUAGAAUAACAAUGAUUCUAUAUAGUUCCGUAUAUUAUAUAUAUAUAUAUAUCGAAUUUGUUGCCAAAAAUUAAUCAUUUGUACAUACAAACUUGUAGAUCUGAUCGCUAUCUGAUGUUAAUUCUUGAACAAAUGCUUUACUUGUGCAAAUCCUCUGAAGUUAACACUCGAGAAACAUUAUUUAACGAAACAUAUAAAAAGUAUUUGUAUUUACAACAUUUUUAUAACAGAUUCAAUUUCACUCUGCUUGCUGCGUUUUAUCCAUUUAGGACGGUUGAAUUAGCUUUCUUUGUUUAUGACUUGUACAACGAAUAAGUUAUGCUUCCUUUUGUGCAUAUUUUAAUACUUUGUAACUAACUAUGUUGAACAGUAUUUAUGAGAAAUUUAUAGAGUAAUGCAUGAUUUUCAGCCUACUUGUACGUAAUAGAAAAAAGAAAUCUAUAUAAGAAUUGAAAAAAAGAAACAAUACCAAUCGUUGUUGAAUAUUUUUUCAUUGUUUAAGUAGAGAGGCUUUAUUGAUAGUUACGAUUCAAUGGUACAAAGCUGUGAUCAUUGACACAACUUUGUAAAAUUUCUUUUGACAAGAGCUUUUAUAAAAACGAUGGGCGAAUGAUUUUCAGGUUUGAUAUAUUUUUUUAUUUGAUAUAGUAUUACCAUAGUUUCUUUUUCGAAUCUGGUAUUCGAUUAUUCGAUAUAAGAAACUUGUUUAAUUAAGAAACAAGACUACAGUGGCGUAAGCAUAAUUCUAACGAAAUGAGAUACUCAUCGUUGCACAGGCGAAUAGCAGCAACAAAACUCUUCUAUAAUCUAUAUUUUAAUCUACGAUAUACUAGUAUUUUAUUACUUGUUGUUUUUACAACGCAAGGUAAUUUUAAGAAAAAACAAGGAAAUCUUUCGAUUUCGUGACUGUGCGUUUUUCUACGCUUUGUUACGAAUGAUUUUUUAUUACUCGAAUUUUCAUAUAUUAUAAAAAUUCUUUUCGUAUGGAAAAAUUAAUUCUAGUACUUGUACUUUGUACUUAGUUCUUUUUUUUACCCAUUUUAUACGUACAAUUAACAGAAAGAAAGGACGUUUAAACUAAAAGAAAAUAACGAUAUUACAAAUUGUUUCCAUUACGGAUAAGAAACGUCUUCCAAGAUGACAAUUUCUUUUCUAGAAAUGGUAAUAUCAUUAAUCGUAUAAUUUCCUAAUUGUAGAAUCUUCUAUUUGUUGAAACGUUGUCGAUUAUUGUAAAAUCGUCACUGGUUACUGCCUAAUUGCGAAACGUUGUUACAAUAAUUCCACGGUACAUACGUCUAUAGGCAAGUUAAACAAACAAUAUCGUUUCUCUGCUGCGCGACAUUGUAAUAAAAUUGUAAACAGUCUAAUUCAUGUAUCAUACUUAUACACAAACUUUACGUCAUAAAGCAGUGAUUACGCAAGUA